Molecule: messenger RNA, 2955 nt
Organism: Sebastes umbrosus (honeycomb rockfish)
Lineage: Eukaryota; Metazoa; Chordata; Actinopteri; Perciformes; Sebastidae
Product: Krueppel-like factor 15
Exons: 3
Coding region: 340-1971 (543 amino acids)
Biological process (GO): regulation of transcription by RNA polymerase II
Molecular function (GO): DNA-binding transcription factor activity, RNA polymerase II-specific; RNA polymerase II cis-regulatory region sequence-specific DNA binding
Source: RefSeq, a predicted model, not a curated record
CAGAGCCCAGAGACCAGAGACCAGAGCCCAGAGACCAGAGACCAGAGCCCAGAGACCAGAGACCAGAGCCCAGAGUACAACACAACACAGAGUCAGAGUCAGAGAGACGAUCAGCUCCACCACAGGAGGAAACAACACUGAGCUGCUGAGCUGUAUGGAGAGACUGAGAGACUGAGAGACUGAGAGACUGAGAGACUGGAGGGGACACCGACCCGCCGGAUGCUUUACGGAUAAACACCUUCCUCCUCCUGCAGCGGGAUUACCUGAUUACCUGAUUACCUGAUUACCUGAUUCAUCAUGAUUCCAUGAUGAUUCCAUGAUGAUUCCAGUAGCUGGUUGAUGAAGACAUGGUGGCUGGAGACCUUGGAUUGUAAGAGUUUGUCGACCCGAGAGACAGCAGGUGUUUCGUUCUCUCGGCCGAGAGGAGAGCGUGGCCUCGGUUAUCAAACCAUCCUAAACACCGACUCCGAGUCCAACCAGAGACGUCCGUCUGGCCCGCUCCAGGCAGGCAUGGUGGAUAAGUCGCCGGUUAGCGAGGGGACUUUUCCUCCGUACUGUGGCUCCCCGCCGGCCUACCGGCUGUCCGACAUGGUGACGGACCUGAGCUCCUACCAGGUGAUGCCGUCGCCGUUCUCGGAGGACGACCUCAGCGAGUCGUCGAGCCCUCGCUCCUGUUCCAGCCCGGACUCCCAGGUGCUCAGCUCCAGCUACGGCAGCAACUCCAGCGCCGAGAGCCAGGACAGCAUCCUGGACCACCUGCUGUCCCAGGCCUCUUUAGGGGGGGUCUCUUCAGGGUCUGAGGCGCCGACACCCUUAUCCACCUUCUUCUGGGACUCACGGAGAGAUGAGCCCUCCAAACGCCAGCCCGUGAAGGAGGAGAACUUUGACUUCCUCGCCUGGUCCAACGUGGAGACGGAGGAACAACUGGGAGGGUGCUUCCAGCCCACGCUGGAGGAGAUCGAGGAGUUCCUGGAGGAGAACAUGGAGGUGGUAACGAUGAAGCAGGAGAUCCGAGAGGGCUGUCUGGGGUUGGGACUGGGUCUGGAGGAGGCUCUCGAUCUAGAGGUCGGCUUGGAGUGGUGCAGGGAGGCCUCUCCUGAGCCCAAGCCGGAGCCAGACGCCAAGUAUUCAGACCAAACUGUCCCCACCGCCAGCGCCGCCGGCCCGGCCACCGCCGCCUCCAGUGAGACCAAAACUACAUCAGUUAACCCUUCGCGUGAAUCCAGUUCAGGGGCCAAGAAGGCAUCAGCCAACAGACCUUCAUCAGCAGACAGUGGCUCCAAUAGUAGCGGGACGCCAGUCAUCCUCCAGAUUCAGCCCGUUCAGAUCAAGCAGGAGCCCACCGUAGCGCCGCUCACCCCAGUAGCCCAGCCCCCCCCGCCCCGCCCGCCACCGCCACCGCCACCGCCACCGCCACCGCCACCGCCACCGCCCACCCCGGCCUCAGACAUCAAGAUUGCGCAGCUGCUGGUCAACAUCCAGGGUCAGACCUUUGCCCUGGUGCCCCACAUCCUGCCAUCCAGCAGCCUUAACGUCUCCUCCAAGUUCGUACGCAUCGCUCCCGUCCCCAUCGCCGCCAAGCCUCUCGGGCUCGGGGACGGCUCGGCCGGCGGCGGCUCGGGGAUUCUGGUCGGAGGUCAGAAGUUCCAGAAGAGCCCCGUGGCGGAUCUUAUCAAAAUGCACAAAUGCACUUUUCCCGGCUGCACCAAGAUGUACACCAAGAGCAGCCACCUGAAGGCCCACCUGAGGAGGCACACGGGGGAGAAGCCGUUCGCCUGCAACUGGCCGGGCUGCGGAUGGAGGUUUUCCCGGUCGGACGAGCUGUCUCGACACCGGCGUUCCCACUCAGGAGUGAAGCCCUACCAGUGUCCCGUCUGUGAGAAGAGGUUCGCCCGCAGCGACCACCUGUCGAAACACAUCAAAGUCCACCGCUUUCCACGAAACAGCCGGACAGUUCGCUCAGCAAACUGACGGAUCGCUGGGAACGCCGAGAUCACUCUCACACAGACAGAGGCCACGGGAGCACGGUGCAAGUGGGAACGUACGUGUGCGAGUGGAAACGUACGUGUGCGUGCGUGCGUGGGCAAAUGUUUGCGCCAUCGUCAAGUCAGUCUGAAUAUAUGCGUGGAAGCAUGCGUGGCUUUCUGUGUCAGCAGUCUGUGAUUCUUCUAAUUUAUUGUACACAGUUACCGCCCCGUCUGUAAUCAGCUGAAGGUUGUUGUUGCUGUUGGUGCUUUGGUAUGUUGUACUCCUUCUGUUUGUUCUGUCCUUAUCGCCUGCCUCCGCACAAGAUAAGAUAAGCUUCUUCUCAUUCAGUCUGGAUUAGGUGAUAGCUUUGGUACCUAGAUCAAAUCAACUGCCUUUUAUCUUCCUGAAAGCUGCCAAUGUCUCGGACAUUCCUCAUCUUAUCCAACGUUUAGGAUGUCCGAGGAAGUUCAUCCGGAUCCUCGUUAGCUACUCGUAGUACUAGUUCCUCUUCCUGUGGAGCUUUUUCCUGAUAGCUUUGUUUGUCAUUGACAGUACGGUUGAAGGAUACCGUUGGAGACAGAAUUACGACAAACUACCUGGGUUCCUCUCGUAUGUCGUUGCUGUCGGGCACAAACCUUCUUAUCCCCAUAUUUCGAUUUUUUUGUCAUAAAUCAAUGCUACUAGUCACCCUUUCUGUGGGUUUUACAAAUAUUUAACCAAUGUAAAGUUUUAAAAAGAGCUUGUGACUUAAUCUCGUAACACCAUCGGAUCCUCAAACUGUCGGCAAAACCUCGUAGACUAUAAAAUGUCACCCAGAGGGUUCUGAAGAGCCGUUAUGAAGCUCGAAGUGGGGGUAGUGUCGAGAAGGGAACCAGCAAACUGGGGAAACUCUUGUGAGGUUGUUAAGGUUAGGCACUGACCUUGAAUAGUUAGGGUUAGGAGAGGUCGUUGGGCGGUGAGUCUCGCGAGAGUUUUUGCAAGUUUUUG